AUGCGGGAUGCGGAGGAAUUCUGGUUCUUCGAUCCCACUGUCAACGAUCCGAAUGACACAUUGCCAUUCCCGCUCAAACAACAAUCACGAGGAUUUCACGUAUUUUGGUGGUUUGGCAAGCUCGCCAACGGCACAAGAAUAGCUCCUGGGAACUACACAAUGCGUUUCGCAGCUCUUCGGCCUUACGGAAAUCCACACAUCUCCGAUCACUGGGAUGUCAUGAACAGCCCUACAGCCAGCAGCAUCCAGGUGCUGCCGUACAAUGGUACACGCAACUCGACAUUGAAGUACAGAGCACCCAAGUACCAGACGCCGAGUCUUGGAAAGGGGCUCAUAAAAGGUUAA
Fusarium musae is the source of this 345-nucleotide messenger RNA. RefSeq lists its product as uncharacterized. The record is from RefSeq and is a predicted model, not a curated record. The transcript is spliced from 2 exons. Bases 1 to 345 code for a protein of 114 amino acids. Lineage: Eukaryota; Fungi; Ascomycota; Sordariomycetes; Hypocreales; Nectriaceae.